UGCCGCCAUGUUGCCUGAAAAAAAAAUUAAAGAAAAAGUCCCCGCGGACGAAUAUUGUGCGCGCUGCUGGCGCCCCUAGCUACGCAGCUCGGCACCGACCCACGCCGUCCCCGGGUCAGUUUUCGUGCAUCCAACAUGGCUGGACGAGGUGAUUACAAUGAUUUAAGAGAUUAUUCGGGAGGUUCGCGCAGCAGUAAACCUCUGCCUACCGAGCCACCAUACACAGCGUUCGUUGGCAAUCUGCCGGACGGUAUCGUUCAAGGCGAUGUCGACAAAAUAUUUCAAAACUUGAAUGUGAAGAAGAUCCGACUUGUCAAAGAUCGUGAAACAGAUAGGUUUAAGGGUUUUUGUUACGUCGAGUUUCAGGAUCUGUCUGAUCUUAAAAAUGCAAUCAAAUUAAAUGGAUGCGUUAGCGUAGAGGGAAGUUUGAUUAAAAUCGAUGUAGCCGAAAGUAAAAGAAAUGAAAGAGGAGGUGGAUUUGAUAGACGGGCUAGAGGUGGAUCUGGACCUGGUGGUGGCUUCGGUAAACGUGAUGGAGGUCCACCAAGAGGAUUUGGCGAUGAUUUCGGUAGCCCAUUCAUAUUUACAAAAGAUUUUAACGAUCGAGGAAUGUCAAGCGGCAGACAAGGUAACUUCGGCGGUAGCCGCGGUAACUUCUUCAAUGACGAGAUAGCCGGUCGGGACAGAAAUUUACGUGGAAUGGGCGGCCCAGGUGGCCCAGGUGGCCCAGGUGGCCCAGGUGGCCCAGGUGGCCUAGGUGGCCUAGGUGGCCUAGGUGGACUCGGCGGCCCUGGUGGUCCCGGUAUGUCCAAGUACGGAAGCAGUAGACUGAGUCGUGGCGGGCCCGGCAUGUCAGACAGGAAAUACGCGGAUGAACCCUUUAUGAACGAACCAGCCCCAGAUAUGAAAGGCCGAAAACGUUUGGUACUAACACCUAGAACCAUUCAGGAUCCCGUAAAUUCACUAGCUGAGACCACUAUUCGUAAUUCAAUUUAUGGUGGAGCUAAACCGCGAGAAGAGAAAAUUACUGACAACAAUGAAGUCAAGUAAAACUAUGUAUUAUGAUGUAAUAGUUUCUUUUUUCUCUAACAACAAUAGUGGGGAAUAAUUUCCUGUAACAGCAAAUUUCAUUGGAAAAAACAAUCUUUAACGUAAGACUUCUUCCAACUUCCUGGUAGAUGUCAAAGGGCUGAAUCUCCCCAAGGAUGUACAUCUUGUUUUAUUUUUUUGGUUUUUUUUGGUU
Molecule: messenger RNA, 1243 nt
Organism: Ceratosolen solmsi marchali
Lineage: Eukaryota; Metazoa; Arthropoda; Insecta; Hymenoptera; Agaonidae
Gene: eIF4H1
Product: eukaryotic translation initiation factor 4H1
Exons: 5
Coding region: 136-1050 (304 amino acids)
Molecular function (GO): RNA binding
Source: RefSeq, a predicted model, not a curated record